AUGCGUCGGCUAGCUUUGAGGAAACUAUUGGAUUUCCUGGAGUACUUGGUGCCAUUGACUGCACAUGGGCACAUCAAGGCUGGUCUGAUCUGCUUGCGACGCAGCAUGCUCUCCUCGAUGUUUUGUAUCAGUUUACUCAAUCAGCCAGGGGCAUCGAAGUCUGGAGCAUGGGCUAAUCAUCGCGACUUGAUUCCGGGUGCACCUGAGGACAAAGUUGCUUCCCUCAGAGUCCUGUACUUAUCUGGAGAGGGACACUACCUCAGCGCUAAGGCGUGCCUUUAUAAUGCCAAAAGUGGGCUGACUCCUUGUCCUGGACCCGGUGGACCGCCCCUUCUCCUUGGGCCUCACGCCGUCCCUCGUCUGCCAAGCAUCAACAUCCUGCUUUUUUCCGGCCGUCUUGAAGAUUGGCAGUCAUUUCUCGACCUGUUUCAAGCACUCAUCCAUCAAGACGCUCGUCUCACCGAUGUCGAGAGACUUUAUUAUUUAAAGUCGCACGUACAAGGUGAGGCAAAGGCAGUGUUGAAUACAUUGCAGCUCGUCGGCUCCAACUAUUCGACCGCCUGGAGCCUCCUUACUUCACGAUUCAAGCACCACCGCCUCCUCGUGCACGAUCACAUCACGGCACUAAGGACGCUCAAGACUCUAAGAGAAGAGUCUGCUGCCGAUUUGCAGGGCCUGCUUGAUACCUUGGAGAAGCACCGCGACCAGCUAAAAGUGCUGAAGCAGCCCGUGGAACAGUGGGACGUGUGGAUAAUCUCCUUUUCCUCCACCGCCAUGGACUCAUCGACUCGGAGGGCCUGGAAGGACGAGCUUGAGAAGCUGGAUGCAGCUGCCUUGGCGCCUGGAGAAGUAGCCACAUUUGCCAACCAGUCCAGCUUUCUGCGCAGGCGUGUCCGCUCUCUAACCUCAGUAGACGCCUCGCACAGCCUACGCUCAGCGAGCGAUUCAUUAAGCUCACGUUCAACGAGUGGCCGCCCUGCCGGGCCAGCACUGAUCGGCCGCAACUACAGGACUCUCGCCACACAGGCGGCUGAAGCUGACUGCUCUGCUUGCCAUGCUCCUUAUUACAUCGGCCAUUGCAGUCGUUUUCUUCAGCUGGAUGAGACAGCACGCCAGGCUCUCGUUGCUCAAUCGAAGCUGUGCUUCAACUGCUUGAGGUCAGGCCACAUAGCUCACUCCUGCCCAUCCCAAGGUGUAUGUCAGCACUGCAGCGAGAGACAUCAUAGCUUGAUUCACAACGGCAGCCGUUAA
Copidosoma floridanum is the source of this 1251-nucleotide messenger RNA. RefSeq lists its product as uncharacterized. Lineage: Eukaryota; Metazoa; Arthropoda; Insecta; Hymenoptera; Encyrtidae. The record is from RefSeq and is a predicted model, not a curated record.